GGUGCCUGUGUUUUGUUUCGAUCAACGUCAAUAUUCCGAACAUCACUGUAAUCAGAUGUCGCAACAGGUUUCUGCCAAGAAGCAGCAGGAGCUGCAGGCGCAAUAUUCCAACUACAAAGAAACUCUCCAAGCCAUCGCACAAAAGAUUGGAGAUGUCGAGACUGAAGCAGAAGAGCACAAACUUGUUCUAGAAACACUUGAGCCACUGCCCGACGAUCGCAAGUGUUUCCGUAUGAUCAACGGAGUCCUUGUGGAACGAACAGUGCAAGAUGUUCUGCCACAGCUCAAGACCAACGCAGACGGUCUCAGAAAAGUGCUUGAAGAUCUGCUAAAACAAUACACUACCAAGCAAGAAGACCUUGAGAAGUGGAAGCGUCAAAACAAGAUCCAGGUUGUCACGCAAUGAGCUCAUUUCUACAUUUGCAUGGUGCAAUGUAUAUGUCUUGCCCGCUCUGCUCUUAUCCUUGCCGGUGAAAGCCUAAAUGAGCUUGACAGCAAGCGUGCCAUCCAGAGCCAAGUCGUGCAUGGUGAUGGCAGAGACCGGGCGUUGAGCGUCAGUACAAGGCUUACCUUAGCGGUCUUGUUCACCAACAGCAAGACUAAGCGCCAUUACGGCAAGGGUCGCAGCACCACCAGAUUCUGCGAACUUGCUGCUAGCUGGUCCAACAAUCUUGCGUGAAGACAGAAGACUGAAACAGCUUGGAUGGAACGACCGCAGGACUUCGAUUCGUUGCUAGAUUCUAUAGCUCUCACGGACUAGUGAAUGUAAAUGUUUAUGAUCAACCACAU
Messenger RNA from Aureobasidium subglaciale EXF-2481, 789 nucleotides. RefSeq lists its product as uncharacterized. Gene Ontology annotation, molecular function: protein folding chaperone. Gene Ontology annotation, biological process: protein folding. The transcript has 4 exons. The record is from RefSeq and is a predicted model, not a curated record. NCBI's taxonomy places the organism in Eukaryota, Fungi, Ascomycota, Dothideomycetes, Dothideales, Saccotheciaceae. Bases 56 to 406 code for a protein of 116 amino acids. Gene Ontology annotation, cellular component: prefoldin complex; cytoplasm.